Cynoglossus semilaevis (tongue sole) is the source of this 880-nucleotide messenger RNA. RefSeq names its product secretory carrier-associated membrane protein 1. NCBI's taxonomy places the organism in Eukaryota, Metazoa, Chordata, Actinopteri, Pleuronectiformes, Cynoglossidae. The record is from RefSeq and is a predicted model, not a curated record. The transcript has 9 exons. The coding region runs from base 83 to 880 and encodes 265 amino acids. Gene Ontology annotation, cellular component: trans-Golgi network membrane; recycling endosome membrane. Gene Ontology annotation, biological process: protein transport.
CCGGACCCAGGUGGGGCGGGCGGCUGCCUCUGAGCUGGAGGAGUACAAUCCUUUCACAGACACCACACCAACACCUGCACCGAUGGCUCCCAGGUCGGCUGCACCCACCAACACACAGCCAGCCAUCAUGAAGCCCACAGAGGAGCCUCCGUCCUACUCACAGCCUCAGGAGCAGACGAGAGCAGCUGAUGAGCUGUUGAGGCGACAGGAGGAGCUGGAGAAGAAGGCUGCAGAAUUGGAUCGACGGGAGAGAGAAAUGCAGUCGCUCAGUGCUUCAGGCAGGAAAAAUAACUGGCCUCCGCUCCCCGAGAAGUUCCCAGUGGCUCCAUGUUUCUAUCACGACAUAACUGUGGACAUUCCUGUGGAGUUCCAAAAGACGGUCAAGAUCAUGUACUACCUCUGGAUGGCCCACACUGGAACCCUGCUGGUCAACAUGGUCAGCUGUCUGGCCUGGUUCAUUGUGGACGUAGGCCGGGGCGUGGACUUUGGUCUGUCCAUCCUUUGGUUCCUGCUCUUCACGCCUUGCUCAUUCGUCUGUUGGUACAGACCACUUUACAGUGCCUUCAGGAGUGACAGUUCAUUCCGGUUCUUCGUCUUCUUCUUUGUCUACAUCUGUCAGUUUGGCGUCUAUGUGAUUCAGUGCAUCGGCAUCAGUGGCUGGGGCGCCAGUGGUUGGAUUUCAGCGUUGAUGGCCCUGAAUAAAAGCAUCCCGGUGGGAAUCCUCAUGAUCCUGUGUGCGGCUCUCUUCACUGCACUAGCAGCCCUGUCACUCAUCAUGUUUAAAAGGGUGCAUGGCGUCAUGUCCAACAAGACGGUCCAGAUGGCUGCUGCUAACGCUGCCUCCAGGGCCGCACAGGAAACCUUCAAAGAGCAGAUCUGA